Planococcus citri (citrus mealybug) is the source of this 4471-nucleotide messenger RNA. RefSeq names its product probable serine/threonine-protein kinase kinX. NCBI's taxonomy places the organism in Eukaryota, Metazoa, Arthropoda, Insecta, Hemiptera, Pseudococcidae. The transcript has 2 exons. The record is from RefSeq and is a predicted model, not a curated record. The coding region runs from base 226 to 4071 and encodes 1281 amino acids.
ACGAAAGGUUAUCGAAUUGAGGAAACGGAAGGAAUCAUCAUUCGAUCAGUUACACGUCUACCGAUCACAAAAAAUGAUUUCUGAUUGAAAAUGUUAUAAAAUAUUACAAAAAAUAUGUGAUUUUUCUACGAAAUUCCCUGCUUUUUCGAAUCAACCCAAUGGUCGGAUUGGGAAACGAUGAGUCAAAUUUGAAAAACUUUUUUUUAAUUAACUCAAAGUUUCGUUAUGAAGAUAUUACUUUUACUGGUAUUGAAAUGUUUCAUUUACUCGAAAAUCACCAUCGUCGAUUGCAUUCACGAAUCAGAAAUACGAGAUGUUUCUCUAGCACAAGUGGAAGCUGAGGAAAACAGCCUAGACGGAAUUUCAAACCAAGGAUGUUUUCGAAUAAAACGCGAACUCUCAAUACACGAUGAUCUUCCACUGUUUGAGGCAGGAAAUCUGGAUCGAUCACCCAGACGUAAACGAGCUUCGAUAGAGAAGAAAAACAAGAUAUUUUUCCGCCGACGAAAGAAAAAACUACAAAGGAAGAGUAAAAUACGAAAAAGUCUACUGAAAAGGGGGAAAUUCACCACAGCGACGCCUUACAGGCAUAUGAAGAAAUACGCCAGAGGAAAAGGCAAACUAGUCAGACCACCUGGAUUAAAGUAUAGAAAAGGAUACCGAUUCAAUACGUUCAAAAAAACACAAGAUGUCGCUUUGGGUAUCGGAGCAGGUGGCAGUGCAUCGGCCAAAAAAAGUCCACCCAAGAAAAGACCUCCAAUUCAUGUACGUGAUUAUGAAAGAGCUCGAGCUACUCGGAAAGCUGCCCGAGGUAGGGCAGGUGAACGCAAAGCACGGGGUGAAAAAGAUCCUAAACAAGAGAGAGCAGGAGGUAAGCGUAAAAAAGGAGGUCGUUUCUCAACUCCUGGACCUGAUGAGCCUCAGGGAGAUUAUUACGAUGAAGAUUUUGGCAAUGAUAAUGAUGUAGGUGAAGAUUCGUAUUCAUUACCCAAACAACCCAAGGCACCCAAAGGAGGUACUUUUGGCAGAAUCACCAAAACGUAUCCUUGGGGAAAUGUAACCAAGCAAAAGAAAUCCGCUAAAACCAUCAAGAAAGACUCCAUAUCUACUGACUACAGCGACGAAGAUAAUACCCUGCUUCUGUCUGACGAAGAACAAUUGACUGAUAUUUCUUCAGAAAUAGAAGCCCUCAGAUCUGAUAUAUCGGAUGAGCGACCCAAACAUCGUAAAAAUGCUAGUUCAUCCGAAUACGAGCAGUAUAGCUAUGCUGAAGAUGAUUCGGCAAUUGUCCAAGGAGAUAUUGCAUCCGAGGAUAGGUCAAUACGUGUUUCAUGGCCGCCAGAUUCGAAUUUAGAUCAAUCCAAAAUUAAGAAACAGGACGCUGCAGUGGAACGUAUCUUGAAAGGGAAGAAAUCCAAAGUAAGGCCACAAAAGACAACUUUAUUAGGGAAAAUAGACUACGAUGAAUCCGAAAUUGAUAAACUCGACGCUGAGGUGGAACGUGCCUUCAAAAAGAAGAAAUCCAAAGCACGUGGUAAAGAAAGCUCAGAAUACGAUGAUCCUUUCUUGGAACUUGAUGCAGGUUACAGAGAUGAAACAUCUUAUGACUCCAUUCCUAGUACAAAGUCAGGCAAACAAAAAGGUCAAAAGUCGAAAACUAAACCAAAAGCUAAAAAAGCUAAAACCAAAAAAUCAGAUAAAUCUAAGCCAAUGACUGAAUCAGAAGAAUUAGAAAUUAAUGAUGAAACCGAAUAUGAUGAUGAAGAUGCUGAACAUGCUGAACCUAAAUAUGCGCCAAAGUCUGGAACUGAAACCGAAAAUGAUGAUGAAGAAUUAUAUUCUGAUGAAGGAACAGAUACCGAGUACUAUGAUUCCGAUGACUAUGAAACAGAUUCUGAUGCAGAAACAUAUGAUUCUGAAGAAGGAACAGAUGAUACUGAUGAAGAAACAGCUGAUACUGUUGAAGAAACAGCUGAUACUGUUGAAGCAACAGACACUGAUAAAGAAACAGGCGACACAAGCCACGAUGGUGGGAAUGAAUUUGAUCCCUUUUACACCCGUGUGGAAACAUCUACUCCACUAAGAAGAAUACCAACUUGGAAAAGGACACAAAGUUCAAAUUUAAAACAAGAAACAUUAUACGAAGAAUACACAGAUACUGAUGAUGACAAGAAAAAGUCUAAGCAAUCCACAACGCCUAAAAAACUUCCAAAAACAUCUCAAAAAAUACCUUCACCUUCGUCCAAAAAAGGCCAUGAAACUUCAACUGAUGAAUCAGAUGAGUACACAUCUGAAGAAUAUUCCGACCAAGAAUCAUCUGAUACUCACAAGUUGAAAAAACACACUUCAAAACCAAAAGGCCAUGAAACCUCAACUUAUGAAUCAGAUGAGUACAAAUCUGAAGAAUAUUAUGACCAAGAAUCAUCAUCUGAUACUGAUAAGUUGAAAAAAAAGACUUCAAAACCAAAAGGCCAUGAAACCUCAACUUAUGAAUCAGAUGAAUACAAUUCUGAAGAAUAUUAUGACCCAAAAUCAUCUGAUACUGAUAAGUUGAAAAAAAAGACUUCAAAACCAAAAGACCAUAAAACCUCAAUUCAUGAGUCAGACGAGUACAAAUCUGAAGAAAUGAAAAAAAAGACUUCAAAACCAAAUAAAAUCUCCAAAAAAGACACCAAAACACAAGCUAAAAAAAUACCACCAAAACCUAAACAUCCAUCCAAAAACAGUCAUGAAACAUCCACCUAUGAAUCAGAUGAAUAUGAAAGUAAAGAGUACUCUGAAUCAGAAUCAUCUCAUUCUGAUAAAAACAAGCAAAUAAAAAUCUCUUCCAAACCCAGCCUUAAUUCUAAAAACAAUCCAAAAACAUCAGCAGCAAAAGUAACUUCAAAAGUGAAAUCUACCUCAAGAAAAAAUCAAGUGAUUUCGGAUCAUGAAUCAGAAUACACCUCAGAGGAACACACUGACUCUGAGUAUGAAUCUGAUAAGAGCUUUCAGGAGACCACAAAAUUGAAACAGGAUAAGAAAUCAAAAAAAGUUACCACUGGAAAAACAGCAACGAAAAAGAAUCAAAAAUCUAAAAAGGGUCAUGAAACAUCAAUGAACGAAUCAGAAAAAGAUUCUGAUUACAGCAGUGAUUAUUAUUCUGACGAUAAUAAUGAUGUGAAAAAUCUUGGAACAAAGGAUCUGAAAGUAACACCAUCAGGAAAGCCCACUCAUAAAACUUCCCUUGACACCACAAAAUCAAAAAAAGACAUAAAAACAUCACCUUCAUCAGAAAAAACAACUCUCAAAAAAGAUACAGUUACAAAAAGUCAAGCAUCCAAUAAAAUCAUACAACGUGAGAAAUAUUUACCCAAUCAAAUCACAUCAGGAAAACCAUCACUAAAAACCACCAUUAAGGAGAAACAAAUGGCUGAAAAAAGCACUAAAAAAUCACACGAAGUGGAAGAAUCAGAAUACAAUUCUAAACUAACAUCAUACGAAGACAGCUCUGAUGAAAUCAAUCAUCAGGACAAAGAUUCUCCAAAACGAGUCAGUUUUUCUGAUGAAGGUAUCAAGAAAACUACGAAUGAAAGCCAUGAAAUACCCCAUGAUGAAUCAGAGCAAUUAAACUCAAUAACCCCUCAUGCAGAUGAUUAUCCAGAAUCUGAAGGAUCCUCCAAUGAUGAAACAAAACCAAUGGCUGCUUCACAAAGUCAAACCACUUUAAAAAUAAAAAGAACAAAGAAGGGUUUUACAACUUUACCCACUACCACUACACCGUUCAACUCUGAAGAAGCUUUUAAAAAGAUAUCAUCCAAGGCUGCCGCCAUAACAAAAAAGCACGUGUUCGUUUAUGAUACAAAAAAGAAAGCUUAUGGUCUGGUUCGAGCAGACUUACUACACUCCCCAAAAACAUCUCAACCAAUUUCAAGUCAAUCAACCACUCAACCUUGCUCUCCUACAGUAAAUUCCCUAUCUACUACACCUCAUUCAGAAACUGAAAAUCCUGAUCAACCGACAUCUCCUCAUAAGACUGAAAAAACACUCAAAAAACGAGUCAUUCGUAAAAAGAACCGACCUCGGAAUUAAGAAGUGCUCCAACUGAAUUGAAUUUUCAGACAUGGUCACAAAUAUCCAAAGACAUGUCACAAACCACCAAAAAGAUACAGAAUGCUGAUGGAAAACCCUCAUAAAACCUUUAGCGAAGUUCACAUGAUCUACUUAGCUUAAAUAGGUACUGUGUGACUGACUUCAAAAGUAAAUCCCUGAUGACAGUCAGAUGACUAACAAUAUUCCACUGUUGAUGAAAUCACAUUCAAUUGUAGUCUCCGUCAGCUUAUAGCGAUUACCUGUAAAUUAAAAAAUCUCACCUGCUUCAGAAUCACUUUGUUGUGAUAUCAUUUUGUGGAACAAAUUUUUUUUUAUACUUUUAAUGUGUUAUUUUGAUAUACGUCUUGUAGUUUUAAUAUAGCAUUCAAAUACGUAAGAA